AGCCAGCCCAGGUUUUUCUUCCCUCGCUCGCUUCGGCCUUCUCUGCUGUUUUUUCUCUUCUUCCUCCUUGUUCGCUUCUCUUCUGAUUCUCCCACACUCUGUUCUCUUCUUUCGCGUGUUCUAUUCAGCGCAAAUCAUCCGCGACAAUGGUUGAGAAAGUUCUCGACGACAUCUCCCACCGCAGAUACAACCCUCUGCGCGGGUCUUCUAUCUUGGUCUCGCCUCACCGGACCAAGCGUCCCUGGCAGGGUCAGCAGGAGAGCCCGUCUAAGACCACGUUGCCCUCGUAUGAUCCUGCCUGCUAUCUCUGCCCGGGCAACAAGCGCGCUCAGGGUGAUUCCAACCCCAAGUAUGACAAGACGUUUGUCUUCGUGAACGAUUACAGCGCAGUCAAAGAGGAGCAGGCUCCGUAUACUCCGGAAAGCACCGAAGAAGCGGAGUCCUUCUUCCUCAAGGCGGAGCCGGUCACCGGAAAAUGCUACGUGCUCACCUUCUCGGCGGCGCACAACCUGACCCUGGCGGACCUGUCGCCCGCGGAGAUCGUGCCCGUCAUCGACGCCUGGACCCAGCUGUACACGGCGCACCUGUCGCCCAAGUCCCCGCUGGCGGCGGUGGCGCCGGCGACCACGCUGCCGCCCGACGCGCCGACGGCCAGCCCGGCGGCGGCCAAGGAGCAGUACCGGUACAUGCAGAUCUUCGAGAACAAGGGCGCGGCGAUGGGGUGCUCGAACCCGCACCCGCACGGGCAGGUGUGGACGACCAGCUCGCUGCCCGAGGAGCCCGCCAUGGAGCUGGAGCAGCUGCAGAAGUACCGCCGCGAGCACGGCGGCAAGCACAUGCUGGAGGACUACGCCGCGCUGGAGAGCCGCAAGCAGGAGCGCGUGGUGUUCGAGAACGCCAGCUUCCUCGUCGUGUGCCCCUGGUGGGCCGUCUGGCCCUUCGAGACGAUGGUCGUCAGCAAGACGCACAAGCGCGCCCUGGUCGAUUUGAACGAGGCCGAGAAGGCCCACCUGGCCGAGGCCAUCGCCGAGGUCACCCGCCGCUACGACAACCUGUUCGAGACGCACUUCCCCUACAGCAUGGGCAUUCACCAGGCGCCGCUGGAGGGCACCGAGGAGGAGGUCGAGGCCUCGUACCUCCACCUGCACUUCUAUCCUCCGUUGCUGCGCAGCGCGACCGUCCGCAAGUUCUUGGUGGGAUACGAGAUGUUGGGCGAGCCUCAGCGUGAUAUCACCCCGGAGCAGGCGGCUGCUAGACUCCGUGGCUGCGGAGGAGAACUGUACCGCAAGAAGAUGGAUGCCUAGGUUGUAGAUAUAGGGUUCUAACGAUAGUGCACAUACAUUCGAUAAUAGCUGUACAUUCUGUGUUGCUUACCCUCGAGCUUCUACCUUUUUUUCGUUUAUUGUCUUCUGCCUUAAUUUUACUGAUUUCGAGUAGAGAAAUC
This is a messenger RNA of Aspergillus fijiensis CBS 313.89, 1444 nucleotides long. RefSeq names its product UDP-glucose:hexose-1-phosphate uridylyltransferase. Bases 147 to 1304 code for a protein of 385 amino acids. Gene Ontology annotation, cellular component: cytoplasm. Gene Ontology annotation, biological process: beta-D-galactose catabolic process via UDP-galactose, Leloir pathway. Gene Ontology annotation, molecular function: zinc ion binding; UDP-glucose:hexose-1-phosphate uridylyltransferase activity. Lineage: Eukaryota; Fungi; Ascomycota; Eurotiomycetes; Eurotiales; Aspergillaceae. The record is from RefSeq and is a predicted model, not a curated record. The transcript has 4 exons.